UUUGUUUUCCCAUUGAUCUGUCUGUGUUUUAAUUUUGUGGUGUUGUUUCAGUUAUUACUGUUGUUGUUUUUAGUUUUGUGGGGUUUUGAUGUUUGAUUGAUAGGUCCCCAUGUUCUAAUCCAUCUCUCUAGUCUCGACCUAACAUUAUUGUAUCAUUUUAUGUCAUAAAUCCAUUUUAGGGUUUGAUGUAAAGUGGUUAUUUCCUAAAGGAAAUAAUAAAAAGAAAAAGAGAGUGAAAGCAAAACAAACCCAUUGUAGUAAAAUCUUCUUAUCUUUAUCCUAUUUUUUGUGUUUCUUCUUUUUGCAGUGAUAGACCAGUGAUUUGUUUUUUUAUGCUUUUGUUCUUGAGGCACUUGAAUGUGAUCUGGAUUUAAAGUAAAGCUUUCAAAUCCACUAAUAGUAUUGCCUUUGUAUGAUUGCCCAGUUUCCUUCAAUUUUGAUAUACUACUUCCUCCUAGAUAUGGAUAUGAUCUUUGUCACAAGAAAAAACAGAGGUUGUGUUUAUCAUGUUGAGAUCCUCUUUCAUUUAAUCAUUUUGUGGAGUUGCUUUGGAUCUUUGUUCCAAAGUUGCUUCAUGUGGAAUCCAUCCACAUAACAUUGAAAUGUUUUUAAUUCAUCUUAUUUUUAGAGGGACAUGUUUGGGUUUUAUAUUGUCUAUCUGGAAUAGAUGGAGGAGGAUGGGAUUUGGUUACAAGUCCUCAAACUUGAUUGUUGAUGUUUUGAUUUAUAUUGGUCCAGCGGGGUUUAAGUUUUCCUUUGAUUUGAAGUGUUCCAAGGCUUUCUAGUGUUUCUUGAUCAUGGAGGGAGAAGCAUCAUGGAUCAACCAUUGCCUUGAUGACAGAAGGAGGGAUAUUGGGGAUUUUGGUUCAUUCUCGGAGAUCAGGGAAGAAGUCAAUAAAGAAGUUGCAACGGUUUCAGUAGAUUUAAUUCUGCCUAAUGACUUGUUGGAGCGGAUCCUGGCCUAUCUUCCCAUUGCAAGCAUUCUAAGAGCCGGUUCAGUAUGUAAAAGAUGGCAUGAAAUUGUCAGUUCAAAGCGGUUUUUAUGGAAUAAAUCUCAUGUCUUAUCACAAAAGCCUUGGUAUUUCAUGUUUACCAGCUCUGAUGAACCAGUGGGUUAUGCCUAUGAUCCCAUUUUUCGGAAGUGGUACAGCAUUGAACUCCCCUGUAUAAAUACAUCCAAUUGGUUCAUAACUUCAUCAUCUGGAUUGGUAUGCUUCAUGCACAGUGAUAGUAGAAGUGAGCUAUAUGUAUGUAACCCAAUCACCAAGAGGUGCAAAAGGCUUGAGGAACCUCCAGGCUUGAAAUUCUCUGAUUACAGUGCGCUUGCAAUCUCGGUGAACAGGAUAUCCCACCAUUAUACUAUCUCAAUUGUGAAAUCUAAGCAAGUCCCUGGAAACUUUUUCCAGUGGGAUCUCUCAAUUCAUAUUUAUGAUUCAGAAACAAUGAUAUGGGUGACUGCCUUGACAGAGGUUGUGACUGGGUGGAGAGCUGGUGAUGAGAGUGUGAUCUGUGAUGGGGUUUUGUACUUCUUGAUUUACUCAACUGGGGGUGGUGCACCUGAGAAUCGCCAUGGCCUCAUAAUGUAUAAUCUCUUGAGUCGAUCUUCCCAUGGUUUGUUGAUCAGGAGUUUUAUCCCAGUGCCCUGCCCUCUUACAUGUGGCAGGCUGAUGAACCUCAAGGGAAAGCUGGUAAUGGUGGGAGGGAUCGGGAAACAUGAUCGGCCUGACAUAAUCAAGGGUAUUGGCAUCUGGGUUCUUAAUGGGAAGGAGUGGCAGGAGGUUGCCCGAAUGCCGCAUAAGUUCUUUCAAGGGUUUGGGGAGUUUGAUGAUGUUUUUGCCAGCAGUGGAACAGAUGAUCUCAUUUACAUCCAAAGCUAUGGGGCUCCACAUCUUCUUGGUUUUGAUAUAAACCUGAAACAAUGGAAAUGGUCACAGAAAUGCCCAGUAGUAAAGAGGUUCCCACUUCAGCUCUUCACUGGUUUUUGCUUUGAACCAAGACUUGAAAUUGCUCCAUUUGGUGGUAUUGACAAAUUUGACUGAACAUUUGCCCUUUUUACUUUGUUUUUUUUUUUUUUGCUCUUAUUUUCAGCCAUUAUGAAAUCUCUGUUCCACAAAGUUCAUAGAAAAUGUAACAGCAGAAAAAGGCUGCUUGUUCAUGAAAAAUGGGAAUAUUAUUCUUUGCAUUAAGAAAUACAGCAGUAGUAGAUACAAGCUCAAGACUGUUUUACAUUAUGGGCUUCUUUCAGUCA
Vitis riparia (riverbank grape) is the source of this 2248-nucleotide messenger RNA. RefSeq names its product F-box/kelch-repeat protein At3g61590. The coding region runs from base 798 to 2039 and encodes 413 amino acids. Lineage: Eukaryota; Viridiplantae; Streptophyta; Magnoliopsida; Vitales; Vitaceae. The record is from RefSeq and is a predicted model, not a curated record. The transcript is spliced from 3 exons. Gene Ontology annotation, molecular function: protein binding.